AUGGUUGCUCAACUGAAUCAACUCAACAAUGAAGUGAAGCACAUCAACAAUGAAGUGAAGCACAUCAACAGUUACCUGGAGAGCAGCAGCGGACAGAAAUGGUACGUCAGCAGAAAGGGACAUAUCCGAGUGCUGAUCACCCCCACCCUGUUCUCCCUGAGGGAUGUGGACACCGUCAAACAGGAGUUCUCCGCAGAACUCUGGUACGAAAUCUUCUACAAGGACCAGACGCUGAAGGGGACUAAAAACCGAGACGAUGUAGACUGGGAUAACCAGUGGGAUCCGCGGAUCGUGUUGAGGAACACGACGAGCAUCGAAACGGUGAGCUCAGCACAAAACCUGAUCCCGGUAGUCGGGGAGGACGUGCCCAUCGUGCACGAGUUCAGGAAGGUUCGGGCAACCUUCAAGGUGGACAUGGACCUCACCGACUUCCCUGUUGACCACCAGGAACUGACCGUCCAACUGAUGUCAGGAUGGCCAAUCAAGAAAGCGGACCUGAGAAAGAACUAUGGGUCUAAUGACACCAUUACUGAUGAGGACUUUGCAGACAAAGAUCAGUGGACAGUGAGCAAGUUUCUAGAGUGCAAACAUGACAAAAAAACUAACAUUCAGUCCGAAACCUUCGGCGAGUACCCCGUGUACAACAUCACCGCGCAUGUGCAGAGGAAAUCGUCUUUCUACUUAUGGAACACCGUACUCAUCUUGUUCAUCAUCAUUGCCCUCUCCUUCACGGUGUUCUCCAUCCCACUGGAAGACCACAAAGACCGUCUCGGCAUCACCUUCACCCUGCUGCUCACCACAGUGGCCUUCAAACUGGUGGUUUCCCAGUAUCUUCCCACUGUCUCCUACCUGACUCUCUUGGACAAGUACGUGCUGGGGUGCGUCAUCUUCCAGUGUGUGGUGGCAGUGCAGAACACUGUGGCCUCGGUGAUUAGGGACAAGGAACACGCCAGGCUGUUUGACGGCGUGUGUGUGGGCCUGUUUGGGGCUGCAGUCCUCUUGGCACAUCUGGUCAUUGGGAUCUACGUUUGGAUGAAGCGAAAAGAGAACAGCCGAAAGCUGCAAGAGGUAGACAAGAAGUUCGGGGGGCUCAAGGAACAAGUUGACAAAGCUUACGACGAGCGUGACAAGAACGCACCGGGGAGCACCAAGACCAACAUGAUCAUCAAGGGCUUUACCGCUGAAGAGGUUCGAGGGUUUAAGCCAAACUACGAAUCGGAUAGUGAAAAUACACCACUUGUGUAGGACCUUCUACACGACCUAUGGCUGGGGAGACCUGUGUGUGCCCUGCCGACUGAAGCGUACUCGGACGCCCAUCCUGGUCUCAACGUUUUUUUUGCUUCGUUGGUUUCAAAAGUUGAUUCCAAAACAUUAAAAUGUCGUAUGCAUAUAAUUGUUAACUGGAUG
Molecule: messenger RNA, 1407 nt
Organism: Branchiostoma belcheri (Belcher's lancelet)
Lineage: Eukaryota; Metazoa; Chordata; Leptocardii; Amphioxiformes; Branchiostomatidae
Product: neuronal acetylcholine receptor subunit alpha-9-I-like
Exons: 10
Coding region: 1-1245 (414 amino acids)
Biological process (GO): nervous system process; regulation of membrane potential; signal transduction
Cellular component (GO): neuron projection; membrane; synapse
Molecular function (GO): transmembrane signaling receptor activity; neurotransmitter receptor activity; extracellular ligand-gated monoatomic ion channel activity
Source: RefSeq, a predicted model, not a curated record